UGAUCUGUGCAGUGAGUUGACUCUGUCUGUGUGUGCCCACAACGAGAGCCGUCUUUAGCUUCCUCACCAACCAACGUACAAGCAAGCGGAUGGUGCCCAGUGCAGUGCAGUAACAGUGUAGUGAGUAGUCUAGUGACUGCUAACGUUGGAAAGCGAUUCACCUAAAUGAGGAGGCUGCAAUAACAGGUGCUCCUUUGUAGGCAAAGCUCAGCAAAAAAAUGGCUACGUUCUGCUGGGGGUCAUCGAUGGAGGGUCAGCUGGGCAUCGGUAUUACCGGCGGUCAGACCACCCAAGAGGUGGCCAAAGAGGUGACCACUUUGUCUGGGCAGAGGGUCCAGAGCAUAAGCUGCGGGAAGCACCAUACGGGCAUCGUCCUGGACGAUGGAACGCUGUAUAUGUGUGGAGCCAAUAGCAAGGGGCAGCUUGGACAGGACAGGAAUCAGUACAAACCAGUUCAGGUAUCCGCGCUGGAAACAGUGGUCAUCAAGCAUGUGGCCUGUGGAGAUGACCAUACCCUGGCUGUUUCAGACAGGGGUCAAGUCCUUGGAUGGGGUCGGAACGACCGGGGUCAGUGCGGCCUAGCAACAGGGGAUAUCGAAAACAAACCAAGGCCAAGAAUUCUGAGGCAUCUUGCAUCCUACCAAUUUGUUAAAGUCUGCUGUGGGUCGCUCCAUUCAAUGGCACUGACUCGAGAUGGCAGGCUCUUUUCAUGGGGCGACAACACCUACGGCCAGCUGGGUAUUGGGACGUUAGUGACCAACUACACUGACCGGCCGACCGAACUCACCUCACUCCGCGGUGUGCCCUUAGUCAGGGUGGCUUGUGGAGGCUUUCAUUCCUUUGCUCUCACUAUCUCAGGGUCUGUCUUUGGCUGGGGGAAGAAUGAUGUAGGCCAACUUGGCCUCGGUAAUAAAGAAAACAAAUCUUAUCCAACACUGCUCAGGAAUAUGCGCUCUCAGAUGGUGAAACACAUAGCAUGCGGACAGGACCACACUGCCAUGCUUACUGCGGAUGGAGGUGUCUUCCUUUUUGGCCAAGGGUCAGAAGGUCAGCUGGGUCAUGGGUCAAACUACAACGAGGUCAACCCAAGAAAGGUCAUUGACCUUAUGGGGAGUGAUAUCACACAGGUCACUUGUGGAAAACACCAUACACUGGUCUUGGAGGGAUCCAAAGGCAGGCUGUACGCCUUCGGUCAAGGGAUCCAUGGCCAGUUGGGCCAGGAUGAGGCCAGGUCCUGUUCCAAUCCACAAAGAGUUCCAGGUCCUUGGGUUCCUCACAGCUCCACAGCAAAGAACAGUAGUUCCAAGGGCCGUGUUGUGAGAUGUAUAUAUGCAGGGGGUCAUCACUGCUUCAGCACAGCCACAAAUGCUGCAGAUAAUCCAGAACUACCCCUUGACUUCAGGGACCCUACCCCUUACCAGCAGCCAACCUGCCUGACAGAAGGGCUCAUCAAGGAGCUCUCAACCUUUGGUCCAAACGUAUCGCCAUCUCCAGAAGUUAGAAAAACUGCAGAGGUGGUCUUCUCAUCAGCAGCAUGUCUCAAUGCAUCUUUCCUCAAAGAGAAUAAUGGUCAUUACUGCUGUGGCAAGUCAAACCAUGGGGUGGACCUGGACACAGCUAGAAAAGCCUUCCGACACCUUGCAGACAAGAACAUGAUCCUAGAAAUACUAGCCAGCAACAUCAACGCAAGCCUUGUACCGAGUCUUCCAGAAUCCCCUCCAGAUGUGGAAGCCCUCCGACUCUACCUAUUAUUAAUGGAAUGCCCCGUCCUCAGCAGGCCUCAGGAGCGGUGGUGCAGACAUACCAUUGCACAAAUAGGGAGUGCCUUAUGUUCGUUGAAAGGUGCAGCUGCUAAAAUAUUGGACAACUGGUGGUCAAAGCUGCAACCUAGACAUCUAAACCGCAUCCUUACUGUCCAUAAAGACGGUAUUCAAGCUAUUCUUCAAGUAGGCUCGUUCAGACAGCUAUGUCCUGAAGACCUGUCAUUCCUAAAUGUCUGUAUGAGGGUCUUGGAUAAACUUAGCAAGGUUAAUCACAACCACGGGGAGAUCCUACCCUACUACAUGUUCUACAUCACAGAUAUCAGCAAGUACAUUGAUGUACAGGAACACUUCUUACUCUUCCUACAGAAGACAGUAGGUUCAACUUCUGGUAAUGUCAGUUUGUUCACAUUCUGUGACUACCCUUUUAUAUUUGAUACCAACACCAAGACACAGCUUCUUCACAUAGAUGCUCUCCUACAGAUGAAGUUUGCAAUCGAAGAUGUCCAAAGAAGAAACCUGCAGAGCAUGCUAUCCCAGAUUGACCCGGUCAACCCAUGCCUGAUCAUGUGCAUUCAGAGAAAGAACAUUGUCCCAUCAACCAUCAACCAGAUCAGCAGGUGUCAUCCAGCGGACUUCAAGAAGCCUCUUAAGGUCGGCUUCGUAGGAGAGGAUGCGGUGGAUGCUGGAGGGGUCAGAAAGGAAUUCUUUAUGCUUAUCAUGAGAGAGAUUCUGGAUCCCAAGUAUGGAAUGUUUAGAUUCUACGAAGACUCAGGAAAGAUAUGGUUCAAUAGCAAAUCAUUUGAGGAUCCCAUCAUGUUCCGCUUGGUGGGCCUGGUAUGUGGUCUAGCCAUCUACAAUCACAUCAUCAUCUCACUUCCAUUCCCAUUGGCUCUCUACAAGAAACUACUAGGAAGGAAAACCACUUUAGAAGACCUCAGCAAGCUGGAACCACAAGUAGCCCAUCACCUCCAGGCAUUGCUCGACUACGAGGACGGGGAGGGCUUCAGGGAUGCCUUCCCUCUCGUCUUCCAGAUCGACGAGGAUAACUUCGGACACGUCCAGACGACGGAUCUCAUCCCUAACGGAGGGGACAAAGAAGUCACUGCAAAAAACAGGCAAGAGUACAUUGAUGCCUACGUAGACUACACCCUGAACAAGUCGGUAGAGCCUCAGUUCUCGGCCUUCAGCGAGGGGUUCCUAGAGGUGUGUGGAGGCCAUGUUCUUAGCCUAUUCCAUCCGCAAGAACUCAUGGCUAUGGUUAUUGGAGAUGAGAACUAUGACUGGGAUGAGCUGGAGAAGAGUGUGGAGUACAAGGGUCAAUACUACAAGAACCAUCCCACAGUGAAGCUAUUCUGGCAGGUCUUCAGAGAGAUGUCCUUAGAUGCAAAGAAAAAGUUCUUAGUCUUCCUAACGGGUAACGACCACAUUCCCAUCCAAGGCUGGUCCAGCCUUCAAGUCAUCAUCCAGCCUGUCAAGGGUGGCAACGACUUCUUUCCAGUCGCCCAUACCUGCUUCAAUCUCCUGGACCUACCCAUGUACGACAGUAUAGACAUUAUCAAAGAGAAGCUGUUAACGGCCAUCGAGCAUACAGAAGGAUUCACGUUGGCAUGAUCGUUGGAACUUCUAUCUAGUCCCAUAUGGGAUGUUUUGUGUAAUCAUCCAGCCUUUUAAGAGUGCGUACGCCCACAGGUGGUUAAAUCAAUCUUCUGGAUCUCCCAGUUAAAGGCAGUAUGGACAUGAACAUUGCAACUUUUAGUCCCAUAUGUGAAGUUUUGUGUAAUCAUCCAGCCUCUUAAGAGUGCGUACGCCCACAGGUGGUUCAAUCAAUCUCCUGGACCUCCCAGUUUACGACAGUAUGGACGUUCUCAAAGAAUAACUUUAGGCUGCAGUUGGGUGUUCAUAUGGAUUUAGGUUGUUCGCAUGAACAUCGCUAUCCUGAGUCCUUGACUUUCCUUGACCUAAGCCCUCCACACUAUCUGAGAGAUGUUUGAUGGCUUCUGCUUCAUGACCUCAAGCCAGAUCGCCCUAUCUUGUGAUGUUCUGGUCGCUUCUGUGAGGGAUCCCAGACAUCUAGUAGCACUAUCAGCCCGAGUCCCGUAUAUUAAUUAUAAUGUGUGUGAUCGUACAGCUCUGCUAAAGUGGAAAUGCCUUCUUUCUUGUCGAUUGUAGUUGCUUCAGCUUUUAGAACUUCAGUAUCUCAAACCAAACACAAUUUCAAAGAGAAGUUAUCAUUUGCUGAGUAUUUAACCUGAAGUAACUCAUACUGGAGCCUAUGGAAACCAUGUGUUAUAACAUUAUGAACUAGUGCCUAAUGAAUUGACAUUUAAUUUUGAUCGUACUGAUGGAUUUACUUUGACAAGACCAGGAUUACACCUUUACCCAUACCUGAAGUCGGACAUGUGACAUUAAGUGUAAUUUCCUACUCUUGAUGGAUGUUCUCAAAGAAAAGCUAUCUUCUUCUUCUUCUUCAAGAUAAUCUGCCUCCUUCAAUACUGAAGAAUCUUACAGAUGCCGUAAAUACUCAGCCUGAUUGGGGUUUUCCCCCCUACUCUUAUACGAAUAGUGUAACAGGUUCUUAACGUGCAAAGGUGGUGACUCUCCUCUUCACGGGCCUCCAUUUAAC
Molecule: messenger RNA, 4386 nt
Organism: Strongylocentrotus purpuratus (purple sea urchin)
Lineage: Eukaryota; Metazoa; Echinodermata; Echinoidea; Camarodonta; Strongylocentrotidae
Product: probable E3 ubiquitin-protein ligase HERC4
Exons: 21
Coding region: 219-3374 (1051 amino acids)
Biological process (GO): protein ubiquitination; ubiquitin-dependent protein catabolic process
Molecular function (GO): ubiquitin protein ligase activity
Source: RefSeq, a predicted model, not a curated record